This is a messenger RNA of Diutina rugosa, 4839 nucleotides long. It is a transcript of the gene NUP188, whose product is annotated as Nup188p. Gene Ontology annotation, cellular component: nuclear pore inner ring. Gene Ontology annotation, molecular function: structural constituent of nuclear pore. The coding region runs from base 1 to 4839 and encodes 1612 amino acids. NCBI's taxonomy places the organism in Eukaryota, Fungi, Ascomycota, Pichiomycetes, Serinales, Debaryomycetaceae. Gene Ontology annotation, biological process: protein import into nucleus; RNA export from nucleus. The record is from RefSeq and is a predicted model, not a curated record. The transcript has a single exon.
AUGGCGGCGGCAAGCGAUCCCUCCCGAGCAAUGUGGACGUUUGACAACGCCUUGCUGGUGUUGACAGAUGUCAGUCCCAAUCUCCAGCUGCCCCAUCUUGAUCAGUUUCUCCUCACAAACAAGCUGGUGCUUUUGGACCCAAACCCAUUCAAAACAAAGCCUGAUCAGCAGCCGAAAACCAAGGAGGCUCUGGUAACGGUCCGUCAAAUCAAAUACACCUGUCCGAAUAAACUGGAUGCAGAAACGGUGGCUUCUCUAUUGAAUGUUGAUUACAAUGAAGUGGUACGCAUCAUCAGCCAACUGGCCAGCACCUUCGCUACCCUCGAGGAGAAGCCGGAGAAAUAUAAGCUGAAGCUUCCUGAUGACCGAAAAAAGCAACUGGACGACCAGCGGGUGUUCUUUUACUGCACCAGAGUUUUGCAAGAACGGCUAACAAUCUUACGUUUGGUCAUUUUCUUAUUACGCCAGCGGGAAAACCCUCUUCAAUCGCCAACUGUCCGCAAUUUGGGCAAGGAGAUCUUCAUCAAUACAAAGUACAUGGCUUCGGCUAUUGACUCCCUCAACAGCGUUUUGAAAGACGUCACCGAUCCCCCUGUUUACCCUUCAGAAGAUCUCGAAACCUUGGUUCACACCGAACUGAUCAUUUUCGUAACUGAAAUGCUCAAGGUGAUGUUUGAAUUGUUACUUCAGAAUCCUACCGUCACUGUCGAAACAACGACAGCAUGGUUCAAGGACUAUUGCGCUCGUCACAACUGGCUUCUCGCUGUGGGCCCUGCUAUCGCUGUGAAGUUUCAGGAACAAUUUGAGCUUCUCAAGGGACUUACAACCAUGUGCAGUGUUCUCUUUUUGGAUUUAGAACGUUCUUUUGAUGUGGAGAACGCCAUCGAGUCGACUGCCUCAAAGCAAUCAUUUUAUUAUGACAAUUACACUGCUUUGGAAGCGAUCAAUCGUGUCAUAACUGAAGCUACCCGUCCGGGAGAUGCUCCGAUUGUUAGCUAUUGCUGGCUCGUAUUGUUAUGGCGUAAGUUAUACUUCAUCCAAGAUCAUCCUCUGGCUGGCAAACCCCCAUUUAAUAUUCAGGAAGCCAUUCAUGUGUUACAGAAGCACACCUCGGUGCUGCUUGUAUUCAGCGAAAUUGCCCUGCUUAACAACCUCUUGAAGUUCGACGGCAUAUACCUGGCUGUUUUGGUGCAAAUCAUCCUUGCUAGUCCUUUGCAAGAAGUCAGUCCAGAGUUGACUCAUACCAUCUGCCAGGUGGUGCAAAACUGCUCUCCUGUUGUGAUCCAACAAUUCUUUAACAACCCGGUGAUUCAAGACUACCUUGUGCUCAGUCGUACCCGUUUCCCUCUCGAGUUGACCCCAUUUAUUAAUCUUGCACUGAUCAAUGGGCAAUUUGCUGAUUCUGAGUUUCACGAACUCAGACUGUAUACCACGAGUCUUUCCAAGCAAGAGUUGGAGAGAAUUACUGUUAUUGACGAUGAUAACACUGAGCUCAUCAAAUUGAGAGAGCCGCUUCAAGUUUACCCUCCUCACGAAAUUACUCAUAAAUUAGAAUUGAGGCUCGACGUUGGCACAAAGGCAAAGGCUUUGCCGGCUGCAGAAACGACAAAGUCGUUGGUAGCAUUCCUUUACCAAUACAGUGGUUGGGAACUCGUUGGACGCAUUCUUCAUAACAUAUCCAAAUUCACUACCACCGCUGAGCCUGAUGUCAUGCAGGUAGCUUUGCGCAUUGUCCAGUUAAUCAAUCAAGUACUUGAGGACUCUGAGCGCAACGAGAUCACCAGAAUGUUCAGGGAUCUACUGGUUCACACUGAAAAUUUGGAUAUUUUCGAGGUGGUAUUGCGGUUGUUUGAGCAGGCUUUGCACACACGCAAUGUUGAAUUGGCGACGGCUGGUGUCAAUUUCUUGCGGUUGUCUGUUCCUUAUCACAGUGCUGGAGUGUGGGCCUAUUUAGCGAGACUGCUGCUUUUCUCUGCUGACGGUAAACAAGGUCUUGCCGCCAUCUUGUUUGGUGCUAUUGAAAUGGUUUCCGGUAAUUACGACUUUACCUUUGCUCUCGUCAAGCUCACGGAAGCUCUUGCUCGUGACUGUAUGGAGUGGAGUGCUCAUCCCGUGCCUCACGAUGCGAAGCCCCUGAUCAUGGCACGCUUCGCCAAGCAUCUAAUCUACGUUUUCGAAAGCUUUACGCAUUGUCUGUUCAACAAAGCCUACGAAAAACUUGCACUUGGAGUACUGAUCUUGCUGACAUUUCUGAUUAUGUUGGUGCUGGAGUAUGCUGAAGAUUAUUCUCUGGCGCUUGCCGAGCUGGCAACUUUGGUGUAUGGUGCAUUCAUGGCGGACUCGCACGAUGUUCCUCGAGUGGUGUCGCCACUCUUGGCGAUGAUUGACACGAUUGCGGGACCAGUGGACCUUUAUGAAGUGUGGGAUACAUCUGGUUACGUCCAUAUCGAUUGGAUUCAAAGAUGCCUUGAGUUCUGCAAGCUCUUGGUUGAUAUACAUCAGACCAGAAAACAAAAGGUGCAACCCAAAUUUGAAGAGGCUCUUUAUCGCAAGAUGCCUCAGCUCGUUUUGGCUUAUACUCAAAGUCAACUUGUCAAACGUCCGAUCAUGGAACUUUUGUCCUCGCUUGUUUUGGUGCCUCUGGCUCCCCUGAUCUUGUCGUUCAUGGGUCAGAAACUGGCUGAAGUGAUCAUUCGUACCAUCAAAGCUGAUCUUCAAAAUCUGUUUAUGCGUCUUAGCACAAAGGACGCUAUCUAUGACUUCAUUUGUGCUAUAACCAAGGGCGACAACCAACAAGGUUUGUUGGUACUCUUGGUCAGUGACGAUUCAUCCAAGUUGUUGUUGGGUAAUGAAGAGAAACUGGAACUGAUUACUACGAUUCUCAAGAAUAAUGUCAGCAAGGUGACGCCGCAUGAACUGAGUUACCGUUUGCUCAAUGCUAUUGCCCUCACAUUCAACCUGUGGGCAACUGUACGUCAAACUAAGAACAGUGAUGAUUCACAUUUCAUUGAUAUGCUUACUUCGUGGAUGGCUGACCUCAGUAAAACUGAUUCUACUGCUGCUGUUGAAAAAUGGACCUCAGAAAAUAGCUACACUGCUACCGUUCAGCGUGCUCAGGAGUUGCGAGUAGUAUCCAAAAUCGCUGAAAUUUUGGCUCUUUACUUGUUCACAACCACCAACAAAGCUGAGUACCAGAAAAUUUUGGACGCUACUCCCAAAAUUCCGUUUGAAUCAUUGUUUUCGAUUCGAGGAUAUUUGCCUCAGCUCUACUCUGAGUUAGAUGCUACUUUUGAAACAUUCAACACGUCAGUGACGCAAUUCAUCAACCGCUUGCCUCUGCCCGAAUUCUACCGUGUCGAUUUGAUGCAUCAAACCUUUGGGAAGGAAGAAAGAUGGCCCAAGCUUCUUAGCGAGGUGGAAGCCGCGGCCACCAACAAGCUGUACAUCAUGGCUCAAGCUGAUGUCGCGAAGCUGGUCGGUGCACUUGUGGUGUCUCUUUGUCGCAAGUACCCUAAACUGGUAACUUCUGCCAUGCUCAAGGUAGCCGCUACUCUUCUUCAGUUGAACUACGACGAAGGGAUUCCCGCUCAGUUAUUCGAACUGGUGUUCAAUGAGCGCAGUUUGGUGGCAUUUUACCUUGUCUACUGCGUAUUUACCAGCGACGCUAAAGUUGACGCACAAGUUGCUUUCGAUAUCCUCAAACUGUCGCUUUCCCUUUUAUCGAUGCUGGCAGGUGUGAACUUUUUGCUGACUUUGAGCGGUCAAUCACUGACAUCACUUGAAUCCCAAGGUAACUAUCGCCCGUUACUACGCAUAGUCUACUGUGCACUCAAGAUGCUCAAGCUGGAAUCUAGACUCAUUCUUGAACAAUUCAGUGUUUUCCUCGAAGUGUUUGAUCUCAUGUGCAAAGCCAUUCGCACCAUUCUCAAUGAGCUUCUCAAUAAGGUGUACUUGAAGGAGACUGAGUUCAAGACAAUCAAUCCGUUGAUUGACGACUUGGUACUUGUAUUGUCGAUUUUUGAGGCGUUCCUCGGUUUACAAUUUACUGACCCCAUCUUGGCGAACUCCAAAUUGACGCGUGUCGUUGAAGACAAUGAUACCAUCAAGGUGUUGCUCAACUUUUACUCCAUGUCGCAUCUGAUUGAAAUCAAUCAAGAGUUUGUUUUUGCUCGCUUGUCGUUGAUGUUGAUUUUGGAACUCAUGAGUUUCAAUGAAGCUAUUGCCGACAAAUUUGUUCAAGCAGGGUUGUUUGUGGUUCUUGUCGAGUCACCAAUGUCAUUACCCCUUCGUAAGGGUGGAGUCACGAUUACAAAUGGUGCGCAAUAUCAUCGGAUAUGGACUAAUGGUAUCUUGCCGAUAAUAAUCACCACAUUAAGCAAAAUUGGUGCUAGUGCCAUUCCUGAAGUCAGCUUAGCUUUGCAAUUGUUUGGUAAGCAGAUUGGUGGUUGUAUCCUGAGUUGGGAAAAUGACUCAAGUCUGAUCCAAGUUUCAACCGCUUCAAUAUCAGAAACUGGGCAGAUUCUUUUGAUUUACGAGAUUUUGAAGUCGAUGUCGGCUACUGACUAUUUGGCAAAUGUUUAUCGCAAGCAUCCCAAGUUGCAGGGUGAAGGUGAUGAAGUCAAUGAUAUGCCUAUGCUUUCAGGAUUGGAAACUCCCGCCAAAAGAGAAAAGCUUUUGUUGUGUUUGACGAACUUACUAAAGCACCCAAAAUUUUUAUCUACUCGAAUUGUCCCCAGCUCGAAUGAAGAAAGAUUGAUAAUGGAGGCGGGUUCUGAGCCGUUUGAGCAAUUCGUCAAAGGCGUUAUUGAUGACAUUCUGGAGUUGAAGGAUCUUAUCUGA